UAACACUUUUCACACUAAGCUCCACACACACACUACUUUCACUGAAAGCUCAGCAAACCAUUGGAGCAGAACAUCUCUGGAUUUCUAAUCUAUAUAAUUCACUUGCAGUCUAUUAAGUAUGGCAAUUUUACCCAAAGCUCUCAUUCUGCUGCAGCUUGCAGUAGUUUGUAUCCAGUUAAGUGGAGUUUUAGCUCAAACGGUACCUGACAGGUGCUGGUGUUUGAAUACUUUGAAGAAGCGUGUCUCAAAAGAGGAUGUUGAGGAAUUCUCAAUUUUUCCUCAAAGAGCACGCUGCAACAAUAUUGAAAUAAUAUUGACACUAAAACCUGCGAAUACUACUACCACAACUGAAAAAAUCCAACGCUGUUUGAGUCCAGAGACCAAGCAGGGCAUUAACUUGCAUAAUUGCUGGCAAAGGAAAAACACAAAUAGCACCAGGAGCACAGUUAAGAUGUCUGAGUGUUUCUGAAGGCAUAAAUGAAAGUGCACAGAAGAAUGAAAGACAGAGGGGGGAUUUAGAAACUCUAGAAUCCCUGUGAGAGAAAUGUCAUCAUGUCACAUGACCUGGCACAGUCCAAUCAGAAUCCUGGGAUCAGAGUUUUGGACUCAUGCAGCUGAAGGGAAAUCACAGGAGACCCAUAAAGCUCCAGGAGCACUGCCAGUAACUGCCAGAUGUUUUUGGCGAAAGCGUUUAAUUUAAGAUUUAAUUGCAAUGAGACUGAAGCACUGAAUGUAUCAUGAUUUUUACAGUAUGUUAAGCAGUAUUUAAAUGACUAUUUAAACUAUAUCAAAUUGUUUAUCUUAUUUUAUAAUGUAAACUAAAAAAGUUAACGUGUGCAUUUGAUAUUUGCUAUUUCUGCCUGAUCUGACUCUUAACAAUGACUUACAUGUCUAUAAAUGACUUGUUUGAAUUGAUAAAAGCAUAAAAUAUGUACAAAAAAAGGUAAAGUAUCUAAAAAGAGUACAUUUUAUAGGUUAAUGGACAAAAAUAUUUUUACAGUGUAGUUUUUUACUGUUUUGUAAUUGUGUAAUAAACUUUAUAAAACCAUA
Molecule: messenger RNA, 1050 nt
Organism: Myxocyprinus asiaticus (Chinese sucker)
Lineage: Eukaryota; Metazoa; Chordata; Actinopteri; Cypriniformes; Catostomidae
Gene: cxcl18b
Product: chemokine (C-X-C motif) ligand 18b
Exons: 4
Coding region: 119-469 (116 amino acids)
Biological process (GO): immune response
Cellular component (GO): extracellular region
Molecular function (GO): chemokine activity
Source: RefSeq, a predicted model, not a curated record